AAUUAAUUAAUUACCUAUUUAUUAAUCAUUAAACAUGUGGGCCGGACCUGGACACGUCGAUGAUGGCACCGGAGGCGUUCACUUUGUGGACGGACAGCCAGUCCAUGACGGCAAUUUCGGUGGAUCAAAUCUCGUCCAUGGAGGAAUUGACGUAGCUGAUGGCAAUUUCGGUGGAUCAAACAUCGUACACGACGGAAUUAAUGUCGCAGACGGCAAUUUCGGUGGAUCCAAUUUUGUAGAUGGAGGGUAUGGUGGGGUAAAUGUGGUAGAAGGUGACUAUGGUGGAGUAAAUGUGGUAGAUGGUGACUAUGGUGGGGUAAAUGUGGUAGAAGGUGGUUAUGGAGGGGGGUCAGCAAUGAGGGCGUUUAGCGGGGAAGUGGAAGCGGAACCGGAAGCGGAAGAACCGGCGGAAGCGGAGGAGGAGCCAGAAGAAGCAGAAUAAAAUAAGUUUAGUUUAUUGCUGGUAUUGACUAAGUCCCACAGUAAGCUCAAGAAGGCUUGUAUUGUGGGUACUCAGACAACGAUAUAUAUAAUAUACAAAUACAUAAAUACAUAGAAAACACCCAAGACUCAGGAACAAAUAACUGUGCUCAUCACACAAAUAAAUGCCCUUACCGGGAUUCGAACCCAGGACCGCGGCGUCACAGGCAGGGUCACUACCCACUAGG
Cydia amplana is the source of this 668-nucleotide messenger RNA. RefSeq names its product heterogeneous nuclear ribonucleoprotein A3-like. Lineage: Eukaryota; Metazoa; Arthropoda; Insecta; Lepidoptera; Tortricidae. Bases 35 to 442 code for a protein of 135 amino acids. The record is from RefSeq and is a predicted model, not a curated record. The transcript has 3 exons.